ACUAUUUUGGCGUCGCUGUCAAAUAAACGGUUUGAGAAUUUGAAUGUAAAAGUUACGAUUUCUUAUAAACAAACGAUUUUUCAUUUAUUUCAUUUAAUUGAUAAUUUUGUGGAUAAAAUAGUGGAGUGGCGUUUAUAGAAAAUUACCGAGAUUGGAAAGAUAUAAUUCACUUGAGCUGAUAAUUAGUACUCGUGUAAAAUAUUCCGAUUAAAAAUUUUAAAGCAACAACUGAAACAAUGAGUGUCAUUGAAGACAAUUGGAAUAUUCAUUACAGUUUAAAAAGUAUUGAAGAAAAUAGUUACAUGGAAUUUGAAAGUAAAGUAGAAUCUUUACAUGAAAAGUUUUUGGGUGUCUUAGAAAAUGGUUUCAAGCAUAAAAAGUUAAAUUGGAACAGCAAUGUUACUUAUAAUCAUGACGACGAGUUAAAAACUUUAAUAGAACGUAAUAAGCAAAUGAGGCAGGAGAUUGACAAGAAACUUGAAGAAUUUUCACAACAAAAAGUUCAAUAUGAAAACUACAAAAAGGAUCAAAAAUUGUUAUCUCAAGAAAUCAAAGAAACACAUGAAGCUUUCCUCAUGGCUAAGAAAUAUUACAAGAAGUUUUUGAAAAUGUAUUAUACAAUAGAAUCCAAAGGUCCGGGAAAGCAAACCAUUUAUGUCCAAUUCUUCACUGAAGCCAAAAAGGAGUCUGAAAAUUAUUCUGUUCGAUUACUAAAGGACACAAAGACUGGAUGCUACCACUUAUCCAGUGCUACACCAAAACUGUCAGACUUCAAGGAAUUGCAGAAAAGAUUAGAUGAAACAAAUGAUGUACCUGGUGCACUUUGCUGCAUAAGACAAGCAUUUAUAAACAUCAAAAUGAAUAAGAAAUGAACUGACUAAAACAAUAAAAAUAAUGAGUAACCUUACACCAUCAACGAAGGACAAACCAUGAUAAUUAAGAAAAAAGUGCAUGAUUACAACUUCAGUUGUUAGGGAUCAUUUGCAAAGGUAAAACACCAGUAUGUUAGUCAAUAAAAAACAUCAAUGUAAAAUAUAUUUUUUACUAACCAUAUAAAAUAAGUUUAAUAUAAAAUUAAUUUGUAACAAAAAUAAAUACAAUUCCAUGUUUGAGGUAUUAAAUUGGUAUCACAUCCACAAAUUUGAUGCAAUACAUAGUUUCAGUUAGAUAUAAUAAUUGGAUCAACAAAUGAUAAACAAUAAUGCAUUCUGUAAAUGCUAAGUCAAAAUAAAAUGUACACAACCUGCCAAAAUUACUUGGAUGUAACAAUGGUUCCAAUAUGCAUUCUUCCUUCAUUGGAUUUACAAUACUUUCUUAUACAUAUUUACAUACACUUGCAUUCAGCUGGUGGUUGGUUUACGGUAUAUAUCUGAGUUCAUUUAAAGUCAAUAUUUUUUCACUGUCAACACUUACAGGCUAUUCAACUGUCACUGUAGGUCUAAAUAAUACACAUCUUGCAUGCAGAACUAAAAACAUGAUUACCUCUCCCUUUUGAAGAUGGUUAAACAAAACUUAAUUUAUAUAAAAUUAUAAUUAAUUAUUUAAUUCAAAUCUAAACUCUUGUUUUUAUUAUAAUUUAGAAAUAAUGAGAAUUGAUUUUAAAACUUACGAAUAAGAAAUUACUGGCAAAUAUUCCAAAUUGUUUAUAAAUAACUUAAUAUAAAGUAGAUACUAUAACUAUCAUGCAUGCCUUUUGCGAUGUUAUGGCAAUUCCAGUUAAAAUUAAAACCUUAAACUAUUUUCAUUAAAAUACAUUUCAAAAUUUAAUUAUAUUAAAUGCUUGCUUGGUUUACUUAAUACAGCUUUUGAAAUUAAAAGCUGAUUGUGACCAAAUGACCAAGUGCAUUAGGUAAACCACCAUGCAUAGCAUAUGCAACACAUAAACUAUUAAUUAUAAAAUAUAACAAUUAUGUUAAAGA
Spodoptera frugiperda (fall armyworm) is the source of this 1919-nucleotide messenger RNA. RefSeq lists its product as uncharacterized. The transcript has 3 exons. The record is from RefSeq and is a predicted model, not a curated record. Gene Ontology annotation, biological process: chromosome segregation. Gene Ontology annotation, cellular component: Ndc80 complex. Bases 237 to 872 code for a protein of 211 amino acids. NCBI's taxonomy places the organism in Eukaryota, Metazoa, Arthropoda, Insecta, Lepidoptera, Noctuidae.